Fragaria vesca subsp. vesca is the source of this 2777-nucleotide messenger RNA. RefSeq names its product mitogen-activated protein kinase kinase kinase 3-like. Gene Ontology annotation, biological process: protein phosphorylation. Lineage: Eukaryota; Viridiplantae; Streptophyta; Magnoliopsida; Rosales; Rosaceae. The transcript has 11 exons. Bases 58 to 1914 code for a protein of 618 amino acids. The record is from RefSeq and is a predicted model, not a curated record. Gene Ontology annotation, molecular function: protein kinase activity; ATP binding.
AAUUCUUCUCCCUCAAAAUCUGAUCAUCACAAAUUCUAGAAAUUUCUCAGGAGAGAUAUGCCUGCGUGGUGGGGAAGGAAGUCAACCAAGACCACCAAGACCGACCCGCCGGAGAAGAAGUCACUCAACCCUUACAGCAACCGCAACUCCUACGUCGUCAAGUCGCCGCCGGCCAGGUCCACCAACACCAGCUUCGACGAGCCGUCGCCGAGGGUGGUGAGCAAGGAUUUGGGGACGGCGUCGUCCGGGUUCUCGGGUUUCGAGUCCGACGGCGGCUCUAAAGGACACCCGCUGCCGCGGCCGUCGGUGUCGUCGCCGCACGGAGGAGGACCGGGAAAUGAUCAAGGGGUGGGGUUGGGAUCCGCGUCGGGAUCGGUUUCGAGUGGGACGUCGUCGGUCUCGUCGGACGACCAGCCGGUUCUUGCGGCUUUCAGAGUUAAUGGUGAACCCAAGUUCAGCAUGAUGCCGAGGAGUCCAGGUCCAGGAUCUCGGGGGCCAACUAGCCCAACAUCUCCUCUUCACGCACGUUUGGGAGGCAUGAGUUUGGAGUCUCCCACUGGGAAGCUAGAUGAUGGGAAGAGUGUGUGUCAUCCACUUCCUCUCCCUCCAGGUUCUCCUACUAGCCCUUCUUCCUUGACCAACAAUAGAACUAGUAGUGGAGUCAUUGAAAGCAUAGCUUGUGCCCUGUCAAAGUGGAAGAAGGGAAGGCUUCUGGGAAGGGGAACUUUUGGUCACGUUUAUGUCGGAUUUAACAGUGAAAGCGGGCAAAUGUGUGCAAUUAAAGAAGUCAGGCUUAUCACUGAUGAUCAGUCACUUAAAGAAUGUCUGAAGCAACUGAACCAGGAAAUAAACUUACUAAGUCAGCUCUCCCAUCCAAACAUUGUUCGAUAUCAUGGGAGUGAAUUGGGUGAAGAGGCACUUUCGGUUUAUUUGGAGUAUGUCUCUGGUGGCUCAAUUCAUAAAUUGCUUCAAGAAUAUGGUGCCUUUAAAGAACCUGUCAUUCAAAAUUACACCAGACAGAUAUUAUCUGGUCUUGCCUACUUACAUGGCAGAAAUACGGUUCAUAGGGACAUUAAAGGUGCAAACAUAUUAGUGGACCCUAAUGGUGAAAUCAAGUUGGCAGACUUCGGCAUGGCUAAACAUAUUACAAAUUGUGCUUCGAUGCUGUCAUUCAAAGGAAGUCCUUACUGGAUGGCCCCUGAGGUUGUCAUGAAUACAAAUGGCUAUAGUCUUGCAGUGGAUAUAUGGAGCUUGGGAUGUACUAUUCUUGAAAUGGCAACAUCAAAACCUCCAUGGAGCCAGUAUGAAGGGGUGGCUGCGAUAUUUAAGAUUGGGAACAGCAAAGAUAUGCCAGACAUUCCUGAUUAUCUUUCCCAUGAUGCGAAAAACUUUGUGAGGCUGUGCUUGCAACGGAACCCAUCAGAGCGUCCUACUGCUUCUCAACUGCUAGACCACCCUUUCAUUAGAGAGCAAAUGACAACAAGGAGUUCAAACAUAAAGCUAACCAAGGAUGCCUUCCCAUACGCCUUUGAUGGAAGCAGGACUCCGCCAAUACUAGAGCUGCAUUCAAACAGAACGAGCAUCACCUUGGGUGAUGCAGAUCACAUAAUGAAACCCUCAGUAACAACUUCAAGGGCUAUACGCAGCCCCAGAGACAAUGCGAGGAUGAUUACAUCUUUGCCGGUAUCUCCUUGUUCAAGCCCUUUACGACAAUAUGGACCAGCACACAAGAGCUGUUUUCUUUCUCCUCCUCACCCAACUUAUGCCAUGAUGGGACAGAAUAAUUACAAUUUGAAUGAGUACUCAUCAUAUACAACAAGACCAAACACAUCAUACACUCUCGAACCUUGGCGGGAAUCACCUCUACUUAGACCCCAAACACCAGGUGGAUCACCGAGAACGAGACCCAUUUGAAUGUACAUACCACGAAGACAAAGGUUUUCCAGACUCCCCACAAUGCUAGAUGAACUGGAGUGAUUCUAGUGUUGGAAGGAAAUCUGUUUUAUGCCCCCCCCCCCCCAAUUAGCGAUUUUGGUUGUAUAUGCUACAUUCCCUAGGAGCUACAUGAUUGUUAUAUAAGAGAAGAUGGGAGAGAUGCUGGAGGCAUGGGGAUAUGCUAGAUUUGUUAAUCCAGCAACCAACAUAUAUAUCAUCCUCGCUGUAAAAUGUAAAUGGAAGCUGGUCCAGUUUGUAACAUUUAUGUUAUAUAUGGCAAAAUGUACUGCAUACCAGCGGUUAAUUGUAAGAUGCAAAAAAUCUUGAUGUCCAUCUACAGCAAUACUUGCUUUUCCGAUUUCUUUGAUGCUAACAAGAGCAAUAUGAAUUUGUACAUUGUACUGAUAUGUUUUUGUGAUUGCGAAGUCUGCUCUGUAAAAAAGAAUGUGGAAGAAGUGGGUACAAUAAUACAUUCAGCAAUACCUGCAAUUUCUCGUACUCUUGCUCCUCCAAAGUCCAAACUCAGAAGACCAAGUUCACCAAAAGAACCUAAAACCUGUACUCACAUGACCUUUACAUUUUGGAUGAUGAUGACUCUUCUUGUAGUGACGACUGCAAGAUUGAAUGACAAUUAGUCUUAGAAGAUAAUGGAAAUUAGUUUAUUUCAUAUGGCGGGUACUUGUUAUUGGUUCUAUGCUGCUACUAUUGGUCUCGUUUAUUAACCUAUGAUGCCAUGAUGAGUGACCACUAUAAGGUCGUGACACUUGUCACUAUCUUCUCUCUAGUUGUGAAUUUAUAAAGAUUUCUGGUUAUAAGCCGGUCUAUUUAAUUGAUCUUCUGAU